Molecule: messenger RNA, 1985 nt
Organism: Hippoglossus stenolepis (Pacific halibut)
Lineage: Eukaryota; Metazoa; Chordata; Actinopteri; Pleuronectiformes; Pleuronectidae
Exons: 8
Coding region: 208-1815 (535 amino acids)
Biological process (GO): positive regulation of T cell proliferation; immune response; cellular response to lipopolysaccharide
Cellular component (GO): external side of plasma membrane
Source: RefSeq, a predicted model, not a curated record
UGUGGCUGAUCAGGAAGCAAAUCGAUUUUCAAAAUAAAAUGGGAGCUGUGCUGUAAAUAAAAUGUCUUGGAUUCAGUUUUAACAAACAACAAGACUUAUAGAUUAAAUGCUUUUACUGUGAAGGUAAAGUUCCAGAAGUGCAGACUUCCUGUUGAAAGUGAAAGUUUGUAUUCACACGUCAUCAACAUACGAAUUCACCUGCUCACGAUGAAAAGGUUUAACGGGUUCGUGAUCGUCCUGCUCGUUUCCCAGCAUGCCUUGUGUGUGGAGGUGUAUGAGGGGGCGGAGUCUGUCCUGCUGCCCUGCUCCCCUAAUGUCUCUCAGGUGGAUGGAGUUUUGUGGAAGCGCAGCAGCUCCAUCGUUCACGCUCGUAAGCAGAGCGGCGACGACCUGAGGCUACAGGACCAGCGAUACGUCAACCGAACAUCGAUGAGGAGCGACGCUCCGCAGAGCGGAAACCUCAGCCUCCUUCUGACCAAACCCUCCGUCAGCGACAGCGACGGCUACACCUGCAUUGCCAGACACAAGGGACAAGACCUGAACCGUACAUUGGUUCCACUGAUGGUCAGAGGUCCUGUAGAAACAGAAUCAUCGUCAGUUUUGGUCGAGGUCCUCGUUCCCCUGGGAGUGAUUGUUGUUCUCGCCAUCAUCUUCAUCUUCUUUUGUUGGAAAAAGAGAAGAGACAGAGAAGGUCGACACGAGUCAUCCAACCAGGUGAACCUGGAGCCACUCUCCACUUCAGUCCUAAAGGUGGAGGUGGAAUCAGGGGCGGAGUCUGUCCAGCUGCCCUUCAAAACCACAGCUGACCUGUCCGAGGACGACAAAGUGGAGUGGAUGGACAGAAGCGACAUGAAGGUCCACGUGUAUCAGAACAUGUCAGAUCAGCCUGAAGAACAGCACCAGGCUUACAGAGGCAGAACACACAUGAGUGAAGACCCCCUGAGAACCGGUGACCUCAGUCUGACCCUGAAACACCCCACAGUCAGAGACAGCAACACCUACAGCUGCACCAUCAGCAGGGACGGACAAGUCCUGGGGAGAAAACAAGUGGAGCUACAGGUCAAAGUCCUAAAGGUGGAGGUGGAAUCAGGGGCGGAGUCUGUCCAGCUGCCCUUCAAAACCACAGCUGACCUGUCCGAGGACGACAAAGUGGAGUGGAUGGACAGAAGCGACAUGAAGGUCCACGUGUAUCAGAACAUGUCAGAUCAGCCUGAAGAACAGCACCAGGCUUACAGAGGCAGAACACACAUGAGUGAAGACCCCCUGAGAACCGGUGACCUCAGUCUGACCCUGAAACACCCCACAGUCAGAGACAGCAACACCUACAGCUGCACCAUCAGCAGGGACGGACAAGUCCUGGGGAGAAAACAAGUGGAGCUACAGGUCAAAGUCCUAAAGGUGGAGGUGGAUUCAGGGGCGGAGUCUGUCCAGCUGCCCUUCAAAACCACAGCGGACCUUAAGGACUCAUCCUUGAAAUGGUUGCUUGAGGAAUCUGAACCAUCAAAAACAGUCCAUGUUUUUUGUAUCGACCCUGAUGUGCCUGAAGAACAGCACCAGGAUUACAGAGGUCGAACACAGAUGAGUGAAGACCCCCUGACAACCGGUGACCUCAGUCUGACCCUGAGACACCCCACAGUCAGAGACAGCAACACCUACAGCUGCAGGGUGUUUUAUCAGGGACUCCAUUUCCUGAUAGAGAAAACUGUGCAGCUUGAGGUCAAAGAUGGAAUCCUGGGCGAAGAUGAAACGAUCAACAAUAGAAGAAGCAGUUUCACUGAUCCAACUCCUCUGAUGGCGGAUCAAUCCGACCAAUGAAUUUUAUCUGCCUGUUGUUAUCCUGAUUUCUGUCUCGUCAAGUUUAUUCUUUUCCUUCUCCGAGUCCAGAGCUGUAGGAUCCAGAUCUGUUACCACUGCUGAGCUAUUACCAAUACCUGUGGUUGUUGUUGUGACCUGGUGCUGUUGUAAUGAAUAAUAUUAUUACCUCA